This is a messenger RNA of Leptidea sinapis, 5908 nucleotides long. RefSeq lists its product as uncharacterized. The record is from RefSeq and is a predicted model, not a curated record. The transcript has 9 exons. NCBI's taxonomy places the organism in Eukaryota, Metazoa, Arthropoda, Insecta, Lepidoptera, Pieridae. The coding region runs from base 184 to 1455 and encodes 423 amino acids.
ACAAGCCUUAGAUCUGGCUUUUCUGAUGAAAACUUUUAUUUUUGUGUUAUUUAUAUCCUGAAAGAAACUCCUCGACGUCUAUAUUAUAUUGCUAAAUUUUAACGUGUCCAUUUACCUAUUUCUGGUGGAGCUACUUUUUUCAUUCUGGAUUCCCAAAAGAGGACCUAUUUGGAUAUAUACAAAAUGGAUUUAGCCGAAACGAUGAAGAAUGUAUUGGCUAAGAGUAGCAGUGGAUCAUCAAGUGCACCAAGCACAUCCACUUCGGCAUCUACACACGGCGCCGAGGGCUAUGUCACAGAGAAGUUGUACAUGCUGUUGCAGCUGUAUUUACAAAACAAGGGCUGGAGUCCGAGCAUAGAGUUACUACAGUGUUUUAGUGAUCUCAAAGAGUCUUCCAUGUUACCAAGUUCUUCUUAUUUGCAAAUGAUGGCAUCAAGAGUGGGUCUUGAUGCUCAAGGCAGGUUAAUAUAUCGUGAGAAUGGUAAAAUUAUUUUACCUUAUGAGCACUUUGCUAAUGCAGUUAUGUUAAAACACAUGAAUGGACCUCAUGGGUUACAUCUCGGACUAGAAGCUACUGUCAGAGCUGUUGUAGAGUCUUACACAAUUGGAAGAGAGCAGUUUGGAAUGGAGAAAGAAUUCAUUGUGGAGGUUGUACAGAACUGCCCGAACCCUGCAUGCCGCUAUUACAAGAAUCAAUUAGAGAUGACCCAGAAGUCUAUACAGCAACAUCUUUCUCAACAACCUACUUAUAUACCAGAUGCAGGCAGCUCAAACUUGUCUGACAGUCAAGCAGUAGAGAGACUGUUGAGAGGAACAGCAUUGCCACAAGACUAUCAACUGCCUCUUGCGCCCCAUUUAGCUGCCCUCAGUGAGUUGUUAACAAAUUUAGCUGGUGAUAAGUCUGAGCGGCGGGCUGCGGAGAAGCUGACUCAGCACCAACAGAUGUUGCUGCAGCAUCAGAACAGGUCGCUAGGUCACCAGUCGUCAGUGGACAAGUACGCGCAACGGUCCACCUCGCUGUCGCAAUCAAAUCUAGAAACAAAAUCAAAACACCAUUACAGUGACGAACACAAAUUAACCGACUUCUUAAGAGCAAAUUUAGAUAGCCUGGAGUCUCUGUCGAGCGGCGGCGCGACCGUAGCGGCAGCAGGUGCGGGCGCGGGUAGCGGUGCGGGGGGCGGCGGGGGGCAGGAGCGGGUGGUGCGGGCGUUCGCGGAGCUGGCCCGCAACCUGCAGCGGAUGAGACCGUGUGUGCGGCCCGCCAUGUGCAAGCCGUACGGGAAGCAGAGCGAGCAGCUGCAGAAGAUACUGCUGGAUACAAUACAAUUGGUUCAGUCACUGCGGAGCUACCUGCCUCCUCCACACAUACAGGUCACCUCCUGGAAGAACGACGACAAGCUACGUUCCACCAAUAUGGAAGAGCUGGAAAGUCGUAAGAUAGUAAGUGGUAACUAACAGUUGUGCAUUUAUUGAUGUAGGUACACACACACUAACAAACACACUGUCACAUGUUUAUUUAUAUAUCACUUGUAUUCUGUAUUGUUAGGUGUCAAAGUUAUAUUUGUGCUUGUUUAAACCUUUUAAUUAUUUUUGUUAUAUUCGUAUUUUUUAUAUAUCCUAGAUAUAUGAACUGUCAUAUUCAAUAACUUUUUCACUGGCAUUAUUACCUUUUUUUGGUGGUACCUACUGUUGGUUGUAUGUGGUAUUGGUUUACCCGUUAUAAAAUAUUUUCUUUGUAGAAAUAUUUGUGCAUAUAAUAUUUACACCGCGGUCGCGGCUGUCUUCGAAAGUACUAAUAGAACAUAUACUAAAUAUAUUAUAUGACAUUGUACGAAGGUAAUAUUUAUGAAGAAGAACAUGCUUUACAGACUAUUUAUAUUACUGACAUAAUGUUUCGCACAAAUGCAAUAUAUUACUAGUUUUAUUUGUGUUAUAUUUAAAAUUCGAUUUAAGUAUUCGGUAUGUACUUUUUGUACUAAUGUUUAAUUUAUGACGUGUGGAGGGGUUGGUUUAACAUAAUGAUUUUAUCAUAUAUAUAUAUAUAUAUUAAGUGCAUUAUUUACACUGUGAUAAGUGUAAUGUUAGUAUUGUAUUUAAGAGAGUGCUGUAGUUAAAUUAACUUAUGGUGAUAGAGUUAGGAACUAGAGCUCUAUAGGGUAACACAAUGAAACACUAAUUACCUCCGUAUUGUAUUACUAAAAUCUUAACCAAUUUUUGUUGUUUGAAAAUUUAUUAAUCCAUUAAAUAUAAAUUUUAAGCAAAAGUAUUAAAAUUUUAAGCUGGGCGCUCUAAAUGGUACUUAUACCAAUAGAGCUUACUCUAUAUAUGCUGUAUGCUGGUAACGACACUUAAAACCAAAUAGAGGAAAGAAAAAUUACCGCUAUAAUGGUUAUUAAUGAAACAGGGUAUCAAUGUAGGAUUCGUGCGGGGCGAAGUUCUGGCGAUUUAUGAAUAAAAUUGUGAAUUGAACGAAAUCUAUGUAGAUUUGUGAUGCAAUACGCCACGACUCAUACAGAAACUGUUAUGAAAAAUUGCGCGCUAAUCUUUCUCUCCUCCACUCAUUACCAUAAAAAGUGUUGAAUUUCAAAUCGGUUUAGUUGACUAGAUUACUAACACUAGGGUAAAAGGUUACUCUUUCUGGUGUAUAAAACUGCCAGUGUGAGGUAAUUAGUGUUUUUUUUAUGUUGGCAACCCUGUUUUAGUUUUUCUGCUUACAAGCUUGAAACGGAAUUCUAAAUUUAUUUCCUUCGUCAAAACCCGCCUUUUAUUCUUUAACUAUUUAUUGUAAUGUUUAUCUAAUUGGCUAUUUAUUUAUUGUAACCUUAGUUCGGAAUAAGUUUUUGAAGUGACAACAUCCCAUUGAGCGUAUGUGACUAAAGACUGCAAAGUGAACGCUUGUGUAAAGUUGUACGUAAGUUACUUAGUGGACUAUUAUUUGAUUGUGUAAUAGCUUUGCCUUAAAAGGUUUUUAAACGGGAUGUACUUCACACCAAUAUAUAUGGCUGCAACAUUGUAAUUUAGUGAAUGGCCUGGCAGUGCUAUUUCGGCAAUACUGUCUUAAACAGUCUUCUACAUAAUUCAUUUAAUACAAUAAGAUAUUAUGAACAUACCUUACAUUACAGAAAGUAACGGCCCAAGCAAUUAAAAUCUAAAUAACAAUACCAAACAGUCCCCAUACAGAAAAGGAUACAUAUACCUAUAGGUGGCUGAAAUUAUAACUGACCAGGUAAAUAUAGCGAAUAUUAGUAGCCGGAAGGUACUGGAGAUGUUCCACCAAUUUUGUUGCACCUACUUUAUCUUUAUAGCCACUGGGUGUAAAACGAGAGAGCAGUAUUGCCGAUGUCGUGUGCUCGCUUGCACUUUAUAGGUUAAGGAAUGUACAUUUAUAAAGUAAAACUACUAUAGUUAUCUUUGGCAUUAAUAUUAGUUAUGAGUGUCGCCUUACUGUGUGGAUAUUUUUUUUUAUAAAUAAGUUAAGAUUUUCAUUUAUUUUUAGAUGUUUGAACAGUUUCGGUAGAUACUAAUAUUUUUUUUUUAAAGUUUAUUAUUAUGAUUCGUGUUUUGCGUGUAUCUCUUUAUCUUCCAAAAAUCACGUUAUAUGUAAGAUUCUAAAUAAGAUAAUAUGUUUAGUGCAAUAACUAGGCAAAGCCUGAAUUCAAUUUAUAUAUCUUCAGCGUGUAUUUUAAAUUGUAAGAGUAGGCGGAUAGAAGUUUUAAUAUUAGAUGUGAUCGGAUUUUAUACAGCCUAUACAUUGAUGGACUAGCGUAGUAGGGGUCACCGGUCACUUCGGCUCGACCUUUGCUAACAUUAAUCAUUUUUAAUUUAUUGUUUGAAAUCCCAGUGCGAUUGAUUAACUGCGCAUUAGUUUCCCUAACCGUGUAAGACCCGCGCCCUUUAUUGGCAGUUUUGUUAAUAUUGGUUAUUGUCAAGGUAUUGUUUUUUAUUUUCAAUAUUGUUGUUUUAUAGAGUGAUAAUUUCAAAAAGCUAUACAUAUUGCGUUUAAUCUCCCCAAAUUAAAUUUGUAAACAACGUAACGAGGAACUUUCUACAAACAAGAAGCGUCACCAAUUACAAAUUUUAUGUAAGGCGCUCGUUGUGAGAAAUUCUAGAGACAAAAUGAUGCGUAUUAGGAUAUUAUUCAAAAUAUUUUUUCUGAGAAAAGUGAAAAAAUAUUGCCUUUCCAAUAUAGUAAAAAAUAUUUUUUAUCGAUGAUGUUAUAUCGAUGACCUCCAUUUUGGUAUAUCAUUACAUUUUGAAGUGGCAACUUCUUUAGUAUUGUUGUGAUUUGAAAAUAAAUGAAACGAAAAAGCGACAGUAAAAAGAGACAGACACAUAAAUUCGUAAGAUUAUACGUGGGAGAAAAUGAGAUAGGAAGCAUUAUACAGUGUUUUCGUACCAGGCGAUCAUAGUUGAACAAGAGAUUGUCUUAUGUAUGAUGCGAGUAUAUCUUUAUAUAUUCUGACGUCAUGCGCACGACGUAUUACUACAUGUGAACAUAAAUAUGGUAGCGGUGAUAGUAAUGUCUUUCAUUACGGUUGAAGUCAUGUCUUUCAUUACGGUUGAAGUCAUGUGUCAUCGUAGCAACAUGUACCAGGACUUCAUAUGCAGCUUAGAGGUUCUUGCACAAUGCACAUCUUAAAAUGAUUAUAAAACUGAUGACCCGUUGUUAUCCGUUGGUGUUCGUGCUCUGCUUCGUGCCACCUCCGCUCGUGCUACAAGUGUUAAUACGUAUUUGUGCGCGCAUGCGUAGUACAAAGCUUGAGAAAAGGCACCAAAAACCCUGUUUUUUUGUAUACGUGUACGUAUUAUACGUUUGUAGAGUUUUUUUUUAUUAUUUUUAUACUAAAAUUUUUCAUCAUUUUUGAAGGUUUGUUGUGACCAUGUCUAAUAUUUUUUAUUUUAUUUUUUCCCGCAUUAUGCUGUGUUAUAAUGCUUGUUUGUUUGUAGUUCUUAUUUAAUAUAAAUAUCAAAUUAAUUAGUUCGUAGGUGUCUUAUCCAUACAUUAAAAUUACAAUGAGGCUAUUGUCAUUUGUUAAUCGGGUCUUUUUCGUGACUGAUAUAUAUAUAUAUAUGGGGAGCACCAUUUAUUUUCAAAUAUCACGAAUAAAAAAUUGAUCUAUAUUCUAUUCAAUAUCUAAUAAAAAUAACGCAAAUGAGUCAUGUUUUAAAAUUAUUAACAACAAUCUAUAUUAGUUUACUUCUUCUAAAUGCUUUUUAUUAGUUAACGAGAAUAUGUAUACAUGUAUUGUUUUUUCUUACAUUUUAGUCCAUGCUUUGUCAACCAUGCUGAUUUGGUUGAAUGAGCUUUUUAUACGACCUAUUAUAUAUAUUAUUAUUAGGAAAUAUUUUCAUUUAUAAAAUUGAAACUGGAACUUAAAAAAUAUAACAUAACAUCAAAUUAACUCGAAUGUAUUAUUUAAAUUAUUUUUUCUGUUUCAAAUGAAUCUCUUCAAUUAAAAUUUAUUAUGAUUUCUAGUCAAAAUUAUAAAACCGCGACAAUCUGGCAUUGUCAUCACUAUCGUUUUUGUCUUAUAGUUGUUUUAAGUUGCGAGAUGUAUCCAUCCGUUAUAUAAACUAUUAUUCGUAUAUUUCAUUUAUUGUCAUUGCUGAAUGUACAGCAUUUUGUAUUGUUUUAUAUUUUGUCUUUAUUGUUUAUUGAUUUCAUAAUUGUAAUAAAUCAUCUAUUAAAAAUAUUUCGGCAUCUUAUAUACUGUGAUAAAUUGAUAAAAAUGUAUUGGGAUUUAUUUUGGUCUGACUAUUGUCUAUUUAGUUUUAUUUGUGUUAAAAAUAUCAUUUAUGUUUUGCCUAUAAAUAAUAUGUAUAGGGUAUAUUUUGGCCUUGCCAUGUAAUUGAGUUAAAUGUAAGUAAUGUGGAAAAAGCUUGAAAUAAACACAAUAUAAAUUAUGAA